Messenger RNA from Malania oleifera, 1069 nucleotides. Its product is annotated as E3 ubiquitin-protein ligase RHA2A. Gene Ontology annotation, molecular function: ubiquitin protein ligase activity. Gene Ontology annotation, biological process: protein ubiquitination. The coding region runs from base 250 to 747 and encodes 165 amino acids. The transcript has a single exon. The record is from RefSeq and is a predicted model, not a curated record. Lineage: Eukaryota; Viridiplantae; Streptophyta; Magnoliopsida; Santalales; Ximeniaceae.
GUCCUCUCCUAUCUCCGCAACACAUUGCCAUUGAUUUUAAAAGCCCACUCACUGAGUCCAUUCCCAAGGCUCGCAUCGAGUCCGACCUGUUCCUACAACGAGACACGCGCGAAAGCCACCCCACUCUCUCCUUUCCCUUUCACCCUCUCGCUCCCCUCUCUCUUUGUCUCGCCUCUUCAUCUCCUUCCUCGUCUCCCUUCUUAUAAUCACCUCUCUUAAACCAAUUCGACCCAGCAAAGGACACCAAACAUGGGACUGCAUACUCAAUUGACCGACGUACCUACCGAUUCGAUCCUUCUGCUGAUGGUGGCGCUCCUCGGCAUGGGCAUGCGUUAUCUCCGAUCCCUGCUCUCGGACCUCCUCGAGACGGUGGGCCUCUCCCGAUUCGUCGCCGACGAGGUCGACGAGGGUCUGUUCGGCCCCGUCGGCUCGGGGCUGACCAGCCUCAUCGUGCUAGCGGAGCAGCUCAAUUUCAACCGCGUCGUCUCCUUCCGCUACGGCGGCGACGGCGAUCCCGGCGGCGUCGGCGGCGACUGCGUGGUGUGCAUGUGCGCCCUGAGGGACGGCGAGCAGGUGCGCCGGCUGGCCUGCCGCCACGUCUUCCACAAAGAGUGCUUCGACGGCUGGCUGGAUCACCUCAAUUUCAACUGCCCCCUGUGCCGCUCGCCGAUUGUGUCGGAGGAGCGCGUCGCCGCCGCCGAGCGGCGCGUGACUGGCGACAUCCGCCGGUGGUUUCCGUUGCGGUGAGUGGCGCGUGGGUUGCCCGGGAUGGUUUUGAUUCGGUGAUCGAGGGUGAUCGUUGUGCUGGGGAUCGAUCAAUCGACCGUAUGACGAUGGUGAUGAUUGAAUGCGAUGUGAUACUGCGAUGGGCGUAGGCUUCUUUCUUUUUCUCUUUUUCGUUUUUUUUUUUCUUUCCUACAGUUUUUCAUGUGAAAAGUUUUGGUGGUUGAAAUAUUUGCUCUCACUCUUUAAUUAUGUGUUUCUUUUUGGAAGAACUCUUUAUGGGGUUCUUUUUACUGCUGUAAAUUUCAACUGUUUUUGAGUUUAAUAAAGAACUUGAGCUUUUAUA